This is a messenger RNA of Rotaria sp. Silwood1, 618 nucleotides long. NCBI's taxonomy places the organism in Eukaryota, Metazoa, Rotifera, Eurotatoria, Philodinida, Philodinidae. The record is from the annotation of a GenBank genome assembly.
AUGCAACUCAGUACAAUUGAUUCUUCUUGUUGUGGUCCCACUGAAACAAGUCAUUGGGUGAUUUCAAAACGUCUUUUAUCAAGUGCAUAUCCAGGUGCAAAAAAUCUUGAUGAACAUCGACUUAUAACACGUGCUAUUUAUGAUAGUGGUAUUGAAGUAUUCGUUAAUCUAAUGCGACCAACUGAUCUUACUCGUUUUACUCCAUACGAACCAGAAAUUCGACAGUAUGCUACUCAAGAUGGUCGACCCGUUGAAUUUCUUUCAUUUCCGAUUCGUGAUCAAUUCAUUUGUCGAGAUGAUAGAAAAGUAUUAGAAUUUUGUUCAGAUUUAUGUAAACGAAUUACAGAAGAUGAUCAAAAGAUUCUUAUUCAUUGUUGGGGUGGACAUGGAAGAACUGGUACAAUCAUAUCUAUUCUUAUCGGCAUGUUAUUUCAAUUUGAAGCGGAUGAUGCUUUGGAUUAUAAUGAUCAAUUACACAAGCAACGUUUGAGAAGAAAAGGAAGAACAGCUUCACUUGCAUCUUGUCAAAAUCAACAAGUACGGAACGUAUUAAAAAUGUACAAAGAUCAACAAACAUCGUCAUCUGUCUUAUCGAUAGAAAAACAAACAUUCGAAUAA